ACGAAGUGCCAAGACAUCAUAGAUUCUCAACUUGUGAGGAUCUGUGCUGAAAUCUGUGCAUAGCAUCUUGAUUUUCUAGUUCGGACCCGUUUUAUUUAUGAUUUGGCUUUUUUUGUAGGCUGUUUUGAAGAGAAAUCUUUUUUGGGGGGGUUUGUUGUUGAAAUAUCCAGAUAAGAAGAAACUUUGAAUUGAUACGGAGGAAAGAAUGGAGGACGUUACCGACUACUACUACGACUACGAGGAUACGGAGAAUGACACCAUGUGCGAUUACUCUGAGUGGAAGCCAUCCUACUCCCUCAUCCCUGUCCUGUACAUGCUCAUCUUCAUCCUGGGCCUCUCCGGCAACGGCGUGGUCAUCUUCACCGUGUGGAGGGCUAAGGGCAAGCGGCGCGCGGCCGACGUCUACAUCGGCAACCUGGCCCUGGCCGACCUCACCUUCGUGGUCACCCUGCCCCUGUGGGCGGUGUACACGGCGCUGGGCUACCACUGGCCGUUCGGCGUGGCCCUCUGCAAGCUCAGCAGCUACGUGGUGCUGCUCAACAUGUACGCCAGCGUCUUCUGCCUCACCUGCAUGAGCUUCGACCGCUACCUGGCCAUCGUCCACUCGCUGUCCAGCACGCAGCUGCGCACACGGGGCCGCAUGCACGGCUCCCUCGCCGCCAUCUGGCUGACGUCGGGCCUGCUGGCCGCCCCCACGCUGAUCUUCCGCUCCACCAAGCACGACGAGGGCACCAACCGCACGUCGUGCGCCAUGGACUUCAGCAUGGUGGUGAAAGACAAGUGGCAGGAGAACCUGUGGGUGGCCGGCCUUAGCAUCUCCUCGUCGGCCCUGGGCUUCGUGCUGCCAUUCCUGGCCAUGAUGGUGUGCUACUGCGUCAUCGGCUGCACGGUCACGCGCCACUUCAACAGCCUCCGCAAGGAGGACCAGCGCAAGCGGCGCCUGCUGAAGAUCAUCACCACGCUGGUGGUGGUGUUCACCGCCUGCUGGAUGCCCUUCCACGUGCUGAAGAGCGCCGACGCUCUCUCCUACCUGAAUCUGGUGCCGGACACGUGCGCCUUCCUGCGCUUCCUCCUGCUGGCGCACCCCUACGCCACCUGCCUGGCCUACGUCAACAGCUGCCUCAACCCCUUCCUCUACGCCUUCUUCGACCUGCACUUCCGCUCCCAGUGCCUGUGCCUGCUCAACCUGAAGAAGGCCAUGCACGCCAGCCCGGCCAGCUCCCUCUCCUCCCAGAAGACCGAGGCCCAGUCCCCUUGUGGACUGGGGCUGAGAGCUCUGGCGAAUGCAGAUUGUGUCCUGGGUGACUGAGGACACUGUAGACGUCAGGCAUCAGGCAGAAGGUCCUGACCGCUGACGUCCUUCAAGUUCAGUGAACAAGUUCAGGUUGCGCGAACGUUUUGACAUUUGGCACCAUGCUCCUUGACGAUGCGAGCCGGACAAAGUGGACUGAGCUGAAUGUACUUCAAAUGGACAACGUGAUCGUACCGUCCGUGGACAUGAGGCAUGUGCUUGGGAGGGUUGGAGGCUCUGUCGGGGAACCCUGGUGGAGUGUGUUAUUCAUGCAUGUGUCCUAUGCUGUUCUGUUUUCUUUAAGGAGCACUUGAGGUGUGAUAUCUAAUUGACCACUCUCUUCAGCCUGUUUUAUCUACAACUGGUAGGGGGGUGCGUGUGUGUAUGUUCGUGGGCGGAUCGCCAGUCUGGAGAGGUGUUGCCGCUUGAUUAGAGUGUUGUAAGGGGAGACGGGGGGGGGGGGGGGGCAGAGGGAGGGGGCCUCCAGACAGACAGAUGGCAGCUGAAAAAUGUUGUUGGGCAGGAGGAAGACCAAUUACAAUGUGGCUGCUCUGACACAUGAUAAACGUGUGUGUGUGUGUGUGUGCGUGCGUGCGUGUGCGUCUGAAGAUAUGUGUGUGUUUUCUGCUCGCGUAAACAAAGUUGGAGGAGGACACGGCCAUGUAUAUGAUGAACAUAAUGUAAAUACCUACUGUAUUAGUGCAUUUAUGAUUUGUAAUAAAACCUUUGUUUGGAACCAAUAAUACCGUGUGGUCAUUCUACUGU
Osmerus eperlanus (European smelt) is the source of this 2056-nucleotide messenger RNA. Its product is annotated as apelin receptor B-like. Gene Ontology annotation, biological process: immune response; cell chemotaxis; calcium-mediated signaling. Gene Ontology annotation, cellular component: membrane; external side of plasma membrane. The transcript has 2 exons. Gene Ontology annotation, molecular function: C-C chemokine receptor activity; C-C chemokine binding. The record is from RefSeq and is a predicted model, not a curated record. Bases 206 to 1309 code for a protein of 367 amino acids. Lineage: Eukaryota; Metazoa; Chordata; Actinopteri; Osmeriformes; Osmeridae.